Molecule: messenger RNA, 2797 nt
Organism: Dama dama (fallow deer)
Lineage: Eukaryota; Metazoa; Chordata; Mammalia; Artiodactyla; Cervidae
Gene: USP27X
Product: ubiquitin specific peptidase 27 X-linked
Exons: 2
Coding region: 1-2505 (834 amino acids)
Biological process (GO): protein deubiquitination
Molecular function (GO): zinc ion binding; cysteine-type deubiquitinase activity
Source: RefSeq, a predicted model, not a curated record
AUGGAGCUUCGUUCUUAUGGGGCAGGGCAGAACCUGGCUGGGGUGGGCGGGGAGCCUCAGACAGGGAUGGGAACCUGCUCAGCCUCAGAGAUGCUGGCUGAUCACCGCUUCUGCCAGCGCUCCUCCCGACCCGGCCUCUGGGGGGAUGUUUCCCAGCCCCAGGGACGUUUCUGGACUAGGAUACCCCUCUAUCCCUGGCCCCGCAGUGCUGGGGGAGGCUGCAUGGACGAAGGGAAGGACGGAGAGAGGGGAGGAGACGAUGAAAGGGCUGCCACAGCCACCGCGCUCCCUCAGGCCGGACGGGGGACACCCCUGGUCUGCGUGGCCCCCGCGCCGCCACGCCCAGUGGCCGCCCCAGCCCUGCGAUUAGGGGGAGGAGCCGCUGCCAGUGGAGGCGGAGGAGCAGAGGAGGCGGAGACGGCAGAGACGGCGGAGAAGGCGGAGAGGAAGGUGGAGGCGGAGGCGAAGGUGGAGGGGAAGGUAGAGGCGGCGGGGAAGGUGGAGGCGGCUGGGAAGGUGGACGCCACCGGGAAGGUGGAGACUGUGGAGGGUCCGGGACGCCGGGUAGAGCUCAAGCUGGAGCCCGAACCUGAACCCGAGCCGGCACGGGAGGCGGAGCAGGAGCCGAAGGGGGAGCCGAAGCCGGAGCCUGAGGAUGAGAACCCGGCGCGGAGUGGCGGUGGCGGCGGCAGAGACGAGGUUCCUCUCCCCUCCCUUCCCUCCGACCCCCCGCGGCCCCCCGAUCCUUCCCCGCGGCGCAGCCGUGCCCCCCGCCGCCGACCCCGGCCGCGGCCGCAGACCCGGCUCCGUACCCCGCCGCAGCCUAGGCCACGGCCCCCGCCCCGGCCCCGGCCCCGGCGCGGCCCUGGGGGCGGGUGCCUGGAUGUGGAUUUCGCGGUGGGUCCACCAGGCUGUUCCCACGUGAACAGCUUUAAGGUGGGAGAGAACUGGAGGCAGGAACUGCGGGUGAUCUACCAGUGCUUCGUGUGGUGUGGAACCCCAGAGACCAGGAAAAGCAAGGCAAAGUCGUGUAUCUGCCAUGUGUGCGGCACCCAUUUGAACAGACUCCACUCUUGCCUUUCCUGUGUCUUCUUUGGCUGCUUCACAGAGAAGCACAUUCAUGAGCACGCCGAGACAAAACAACACAACUUAGCAGUAGACCUUUAUUACGGAGGUAUAUACUGCUUUAUGUGUAAGGACUAUGUGUAUGACAAAGACAUUGAGCAAAUUGCCAAAGAAGAGCAAGGGGAAGCUUUGAAAUUACAAGCCUCCACCUCGACCGAGGUUUCUCACCAGCAGUAUUCAAUGCCAGGCCUCGGUGAGAAGUAUCCAACCUGGGAGACAACCAAACCUGAGUUAGAACUGCUGGGCCACAACCCAAGGAGAAGAAGAAUCGCCUCCAGCUUUACCAUCGGUUUAAGAGGACUGAUCAAUCUUGGCAACACGUGCUUUAUGAACUGCAUCGUCCAGGCCCUUACCCACACUCCGAUCCUGAGAGAUUUUUUCCUCUCUGACAGGCACAGAUGUGAAAUGCCGAGUCCGGAGUUGUGUCUGGUCUGUGAGAUGUCUUCGCUUUUUCGAGAGUUGUAUUCUGGAAACCCAUCUCCUCAUGUUCCCUAUAAGUUGCUGCACCUGGUGUGGAUACACGCACGGCAUUUAGCAGGGUACAGGCAACAGGAUGCGCAUGAGUUUCUCAUCGCAGCGUUAGAUGUCCUGCACAGGCACUGCAAAGGUGAUGAUGCUGGGAAGGCGGCCAGCAAUCCCAACCACUGUAACUGCAUCAUUGACCAAAUUUUCACAGGUGGCCUGCAAUCUGAUGUCACCUGUCAAGCCUGUCAUGGUGUCUCCACCACGAUAGACCCAUGCUGGGACAUCAGUUUGGACUUGCCUGGCUCUUGUACCUCCUUCUGGCCCAUGAGCCCAGGGAGGGAGAGCAGUGUUAACGGGGAAAGCCACAUACCAGGAAUCACUACCCUCACGGACUGCCUGCGAAGGUUUACGAGGCCAGAGCACUUAGGAAGCAGUGCCAAAAUCAAGUGUGGUAGUUGCCAAAGCUACCAGGAAUCUACCAAACAGCUCACAAUGAAUAAAUUACCUGUCGUUGCCUGUUUUCAUUUCAAACGGUUUGAACACUCAGCCAAACAGAGGCGCAAGAUCACUACAUACAUAUCCUUUCCUCUGGAGCUGGAUAUGACACCGUUCAUGGCCUCGAGUAAAGAGAGCAGGAUGAAUGGACAGUUGCAGCUGCCAACCAAUAGUGGAAACGAUGAGAAUAAGUAUUCCUUGUUUGCUGUGGUUAAUCACCAAGGAACCUUGGAGAGUGGCCACUACACCAGCUUCAUCCGGCACCACAAGGACCAGUGGUUCAAGUGUGAUGAUGCCGUCAUCACCAAGGCCAGUAUUAAGGAUGUGCUGGACAGUGAAGGGUAUUUACUGUUCUAUCACAAACAGGUCCUGGAACAUGAAUCAGAAAAAGUGAAAGAAGUGAAUACACAAGCCUACUGAAGUGACACACAGACCUACCUACCUGGAGUGGAAGAUGACAGUGCCCAUACAACAACUGGCAUCAAGAUUUAAAGGACCUACUUGCAUGGCCCACGGGCCUGAUAGAGUAAGAAUUGAACAGUUUCCAGUGUCUAAAAGGUCCUGAUUGUAAGAGGAAUAGAAGGGGCGGGAGAAGAGGCUCUAGUCUAAGCAGUCACUUAAAGGAAGAUUAAAUGGCAGGAUGCUCUGGGCGGGGCAGGCAGGAGUAGGGAAAUCAGACACUGGUCCAUAUCCUAUAUUCCUCCAAAAGAUU